UGAUUGUAAUCUGAUCGUGGCAAGGCCACCCUUAAAAGAGGAGCAAGCUCUCCAAUUCUUUUACACCUCGAUGAGAAUGGCAGCUGUAUAACGAAUGACAGGUCUGGAUGAAGGUCUGGAUAAAGAAACUCAUUAAAAUUGCUGAGUGUUUUUUUCCUCACUUGCUGAGUCCUGGAACUCAGGAAAGAAAGUAUUACUGUAGUUCUACCAUUGCAGACAUACGGCACAAGGCACCAUGGCUGAGAGUGAAAACCAGAUGCUGGACUAUACUCUUGUUCCAUACAAAAACUUUCUUCUAAUAUCAAAUAUUCAUUCAGCUGAAGAUCUGGAUCAGCUGCAGAAAUGUGAAAUCAGGGAUUCUGAUAUCUUUGUAGUUACAUAUCCAAAGUCAGGGACCAUAUGGAUGCAACAGAUCCUGACUUUGAUUGAAGCAGGUGGAGAUCUCAGUGCAACACAAAACCAGACAACUUCCGACAGAAUUCCAUGGAUUGAGCUGAAAGGCAAAGUGCACGAUUUUGUGGCUGCUCCUUCACCUCGCAUCCGGGUUUCUCAUUUGCCAUAUAAUAUACUCCCAGAGGCUCUAAGGCAAAAAAAGGGGAAGGUAAUUUAUGUAGCUAGAAACCCAAAAGAUAUACUGGUGUCAUACUACCACUUUCAUUCCUAUGCAGUAAUGUUGGAGACACCAAAAAACUUUGAGGAUUUUUUUGAUAAAUUCCUGGAAGGAAGAGUUUUUGGCAGCUCCUGGUUUGAUCAAAUCAAAGAAUGGUAUAGCCACAAAGAUGAAAUGAACUUUCUGUACUUGACAUAUGAAGAGAUGAUUAAGGACAUAAAGACCUCAGUCUUGAAAAUAUGCAAAUUUCUGGGAAAGCAGCUUAAUGACGAGCAGAUUAACAAUGUUGUGGAGCACUCUACCUUUAAAAACAUGAAAGUCAAUCCAAAAGCCAACUACCAGUUAGUCUCCAAUGACCUGCUGAACCAGAGAAAGGGAGCUUUUAUGAGAAAAGGGACCAUUGGAGACUGGAAGAACUACUUUACAGUUGCUCAGAAUGAAAAAUUUGACAAAAUAUUCCAGGAGAAAAUGAAAGAUUUUCCCCUGACGUUUGUGUGGGAUAUCUGUGACUAAAUCAUCGCAGGCUAAAAUAAGAAGCACAGAAGAAAAAAAAUGUUACAAUACAAACUGUAGUCACCUGUACCUGUGCUGUUUCUUUUGAUAUGCACUCCUAUUCACUCCUCAGGUUAUGUAUAUUAUUUUAAUGACUUUGUAAUGGCACAUAUACAUGUUUUGAAAAAAAAAUUUAAACUUCACUAUAAAUAUAUAAAUACUAUGCUAUUUUGUUUUUGUUUCAAACAUUUUUAUACCAAUUCUGUUUAGCAAAACUUACUGACUAGGCUUUUGUGAAUGUUACAGUACUACAGAAUUCCCACCACAAUUAAAAUAUCUUAUAUUCCAUCAUUGAAUUGUAAAGCAGUAGUUUGGUCUCAGAAGUUUUAAUUCACUGAAAUUGCAAAUAAAUCUUUUGGUUUUCUCCUUUUCUCCUUCAUCAACGUUCUACCAAAAAAUAGAACAGAUUCACCAUAUUGCAACUGUGUUACUGAGAUGGAAUGCCUAUACUGUAUGAACAUAACACUUUCUUUUCAUUAUUAUUGAGAUGUAAUGUUUGCAAUUAACCUACUGUAUGUGAGUCCAUCAAUUUACUCAAUUGUAAUUAACAGAUUUUUUAAAUGAAAGCUAAUUAUUCACAUUAUUCAUUAAACACCUCUGUCUUUUCUUUCCUUAAUUAUACACAAAUUUCUAUUGUAGUCAUUUUAAUUUUGGGUAGAAAAUAAAAUAUAUAACAUGUAACAUUGAAA
Messenger RNA from Lepisosteus oculatus (spotted gar), 1851 nucleotides. RefSeq names its product amine sulfotransferase-like. Gene Ontology annotation, molecular function: sulfotransferase activity. Gene Ontology annotation, cellular component: cytoplasm. NCBI's taxonomy places the organism in Eukaryota, Metazoa, Chordata, Actinopteri, Semionotiformes, Lepisosteidae. The record is from RefSeq and is a predicted model, not a curated record. Gene Ontology annotation, biological process: sulfation.